Messenger RNA from Leishmania major strain Friedlin, 5829 nucleotides. RefSeq lists its product as hypothetical. NCBI's taxonomy places the organism in Eukaryota, Euglenozoa, Kinetoplastea, Trypanosomatida, Trypanosomatidae. The record is from RefSeq and is a predicted model, not a curated record. The transcript has a single exon. Bases 1 to 5829 code for a protein of 1942 amino acids.
AUGAAUCCGCUAGACUAUCUACCUCCCGAUGUCUUCACGCACACCUGGGGAGCGCCAACACGCGCCGUGCAGACGCUAGGGUCGCAUGUCUGCGUGGUGAGUCCUCGUUAUGAACGCAUGGCAGUUGCGAUUAUGGCGGUGGAGAGCAUCGAGCCGGCACCGCCUCCUCAGUUCGAGGUCGUGUGCACAGGUCACACACGCACCUUUCUGCCAACCCCGCACCCCGGCAGCUGCCCGCUCGACUAUACCGCUCUCUUCGUAACGCUGCAUCGCCGGCAGAGUGAAAAGAUUACCUGCCGUCAUGCAUCACGUCCGGUGCCGCUACUCGCCUCCGGAUCGCCAGGAAUAAGACAGCUACAUGAGGCUUUCCCUUCAGCUGCCGCUGGUGGCUGGGUGACGGCUCGCACACCACCGUCGCCAGCAGCAGCGUACGCCUCUCAGAACGUGGAACUCGGCAUUCGUGGGCGUCGCGUGGAAGACUUCGCGACGUCUGCGGGCCGCUCAACUCCUCCUCCCUCAGGCUCCUUGGAGGGCAGGCUCGCUGUGGUGGAGCGUCCCGUCCCUGAGUCGGUGGCGGUCACGCCGGUGACAACUGCGGCGCUGUCGAUCCCUGUGGGGACUGUUCAUCACCGUCAGCAGCAGCAGCAGCAUCAAUCUUUGGGCACCGGUCAACCGUACGAUCACCAUCAGCGACGGCCACGGCCAGAUCCGCAGCGCAUGCAGUACCGCGUCGGCCGCAGUGGCAGCACGCAGCCCCCGCCUCUCCCUAAUUUACACGGUGGAACGCCCUCGAACACCGGCAGUGCCACCACACCCCUCCCCACACAGCAGACGGAGGAGGUUGCGCCGCAGCCGUUGGCGCGUCUCCUGUCCUCACUCCCGCCCUCCCCCGCGGCCCUCCCCCGCUCGCCCGCCAUUGCUUCAUCAGCGUCCACCUCGAUGCCGCGUGAUAGCACCUCAUUCGUCUCUCUCGCCGCCAGCUCCCUACGCCCUUCUGUUAGUCGAGCGAUUUCCACGGAGACGACCGAGGCAACCGCGCUUCCCAGCAACAUCGACCGCCACUACAUCCUCAUGCGUCGCGACUCGUCUUUCCUUGCCGGUAGAGGUGACACACCAGGUGAGGCAGCCAUGGAAGACGUGCAGCAGUCACGCUGGCUUCUUUCGCGGCACCCACGUCAACGCGCGAGUAGCGGCAAUGCCGAUGCGGUGGUCGACGAAGUCGGUGCUGGCGCCCACGGCGAGGUGGGCACACGAGAACGACUGCAGCAGCAGCUUCAACGCACUCUGGAGCGGCAGCGCCAGCGCGAGCUGCUCACGUUCGAUUUCAACGACGGCUUGGGUGACGCAAGAGGGCCACAGCAACGCACAGCAGAGCACAUGUUUCUCUCCCCGGACGCAUCAGGCGCUCAUUGGUCAGCGAGUGAGGGACCACGGCGAGGGCGAGCUGCUGCUGCUGCGCCGUACGUGUUUCGAGGAACCGGCGCAGAUGACAACUCGGACGAGAUUCGCGCGGACUCGGUCGCUGUCGCUCGGGGUCUGCCUCUUGCCUCGGCGCAGACACGCAGCCGUGGGAGCACCUCGCCGUCACCGCAGCAGCACGAUCUCCCACUGUGGUGGCGGAGAGGACAAGCUGCGCGAGGGCGGCAGCCACAACCGGACGCUGCACAGCAGGGCCACAGUGAUGAUCAUCGGCUGUCGCCGUCUCCAGCAGCAGCCGUCGGAGAAGAUGCGCAUCCUCGCCACACAGGAUCCGCACCGCAGCGCACUUCUGGUGCGUCGUCCCCCACGCCGGCAUCCUCUGUCGUUGUGUCGCGAUCUGCAGCACCACGCGCGACAUCGGCCAGCACAUGCGCGGCGCAGAUGCUGCUGUCGCCGUCCGUACGCGUCGAUCGCGGUGGGCGCAGCGCCUCGCUGCAUGUUUCCCUUUCCUUUGCCACCGCUGGCGUUGUCGACGUCGACGACACAAUAGUGACAUCGUCUUGUGCGGUGUUGCCGUCACCGAUCCCGGUGGAUCACUUGCGUCGCCCUUCACUGCCCAACGCCGCACUCACAGACGUCGUCCCAUCAAGCCGGAUGCCCAGCGAAGAGGCCUACCGUGCAGAGGGCGCAAUGUGCCUGGGCGACAGCAGUCGAAGAGUCUCCGCGCUUGCGCAUCCCCGAAACAGCGUGAGCUGCUUCAACAAUCCCGCAGUCGAUGCGAUACACGUAGAUGCAGUGACGGCCGCAGCGAUGGCAAGCACGGUUGGCCAUCGUGCGUGGAAGCUGGGGUCCCGCUGCAGCUCCUGUCCUUCAGCGAGCGCAACCGGACGGACGGCGGCCUCGGAGCGUAGUAGUCGCGAUGAUUUCGACUUCGAGCGCAGCACAUCAGAACCGCACCAGGACGGCGUGUUCGAGGAGGACGCUGGCGCGGUCGAUGAGGAGACGCCGUUUGUGCGGCGCACCAGCCCUGGCACGAGGGACGAUACCAGUAAAGAGAGCUCUAGUCAGCGCAGCAGUGACAGCCCAGGCGCGGCGGAGCCACAGGGCGAGAUUUUUAAGUCGUCGGCUUCAGCGGGAGGGCGUGGCGACGAUUGCGUGCGCGGCCGUCGCAGCCGUCGUGACCCUCGGCUGCCGCCCUUGUCUUGCGCCGCGUCCUUGUCCCCGUCCUCGUCUUCGUCACCUGCUCCGUGGCACGCUCGCACCGACACGAAGGCCGGCGGCAUGGACGUGGACGCAGCAGUCGAGGAGGCCGACGAAGCCGCUGGCUCCACCAACGCUCCGGCGCUGGCCGCCACGACGUCGCCGAUGGUCUACUUGUGCGACAUGCUCCGUCUCUCCUUCUCGCCGGAUAACGGGGCCGACAACUCAAGAACAGUCGGCGCAGAGAUCGACGAGGCGCAGAAGGCGCAGCGCGCGGGCACGGCGCGUGUAGGUGGUGUCCAGGGCCGCUACACGUGCGGCCCCGACAACCGUCGGCGUCACUCACGGACCGUUCUCACUGACGAUGACGACGACAGCUCGCUGUGCAGAAGUGCCGCGUCGACAUCCUCCAGCCCGCCCUCGCAAAGCCGGACUGCCAUUCGACGUUUGAUGGACAUGGAAGACGCGGUGGUAUCCGACGGCAACCUGUCGGCGUCGCCACCUUCGCUACUCGACGUGACGCGUGGCAGGUGCGGGACCGCCGCCAGCACGACCACAACGGGGCCCUCCGCCUGCACACCGCACCGAGUCGCCGGCCGCCUCGCACUAACCGCAGACGAGCGGCGCCUACAAGCCUCAACGGCGAGCACCGUUGCGUGGGGUAGAGCCAACGGGAGUGAGCACAGCCACCGUGGUGCCGCAGCAGCGGUCGUCACCGCCACUCCGGAGGAGUCCUCCGCGCGGUCCUCUAUACUCUCCAUCUUCUCCACUCCGGCGCAGACACGCUUGCAGUCGCUGUUGCAAGCGUCCACUUGGUCCACGGCGACGCCGUGCUCGCACGAGCAAGGGAACAGCAACCACAGCAGCAGGAGGAGCGCUCAUCGGCGCCCACAGGUCGCCCACGCAACGUCGACUGGGGGGCGAACGAGUCCCCGCGCGACCAGAGAAGACAGCGACGACGUCGAAGACGAAAUCAAGAUGGGAACCGCCGACCAGAACCCAUACGGCCGCGUGCCCACGGCAGCGGCCACUGCGUCGGCGCGGCCCAUGAUGCCGUGCGACCAGGCCAAGAGGAAGUGCGACAACGGCGGCCUUCGCCACAGUCCUGGUAAGGGUCACGAGCCGCAGCAUCUUGUCCGCCAAGGGGAAAAAGGCGGUGAGGAUGGACACGUGCGCGGCAGUAGCAACAGCAGUAGCAGCAUGACACCAACGCGUCUAUCUGGUGUCUAUGCCUCCCCUGCAGCAGCGCGGGCAUCUGCCACCGUGAUCGCGACCCCGUCAAGGACGGCUGUCGCAGAAGCCGCCCCGGCUUCGGCCUCACCCUUGCAUCCGUCCCCCUUUCGCAGCACCGGCUCCUUUCUGCAGGUGUAUCACGGCUGGAGGGGCAGCACCUCGACAGCCGCGCCAAGCGGUGCGAACUGGCUGUCGCUCUCUCAGGAGGCGGACAUUCAGCUCUUGGCUCGCACGACACGCCUUACGCACGCGCGAGGCGGCUCGACGACGGGGGCGAUGACACCCAAGGUAUGCGAUCUGGCGCGCUCUCCCCAGCAGCCCCCGCCCUCGCCACCCUCAUCCCCUUCGCGGCGCUCCACCGGCUCGCUCAGCUUCUUCCUGGCGGCAGCGGCGGCCUCUCCUGGGAGUGGAGGCGGCACCCGCACGAGCGGCGGUGGCGGUUUUAGCGAAGACGACGAGGGACGAGGCGUGCGCGCGGCAGGCAGCGCGGUCUACGGUAGCGCGGUGGCACGGCGACGCUCGUGGGCACCGCGGAAGCAGCAGCAGAAACACCGAUGGCGGCAACAGUCACACUCGUCCAUGGGCAUGCACUCCCCAUCCGUCAGCGUCCGCGGCAUCAGUCGCACCGACAGCAGUGGCAGUCGCUUCAGCGAGGCCUUCGGAGUAGCGCCGCAGCGGCUAACGUUCGGGAGUGCCAUCGCCUCCGUCUCCGUCGCCAACAGCAACACCGACAGUGUCGAGCGUUGGCCAGGGGCGUAUUCUACCCCGACGGCGCUUGCCCUCUCCCAUCCACGUCAGCAGCGACAGCACCGCGCGCCUCUGCCGCCCUACGCGUUCUCGCCUGGCGAUGCGUGCCGUCGCGGCGACGGUGUCGAGGAAGCAGCGGAAAGCAGUCGUCACUCGCUGCUGCUAUCGUCGGAGCAGCCCACCGCCUCGCCGCGACCGUCGUGGGCGUUGUCGACGUCGUCGCCCCUGUCGCUCUCGCCCUUUGCACCUCGUACGCCGAGCGGGCGGCUAUCACUGCCGUCCACCGAGUUCAACCAGGCCCCACUGCGACACGGCGAGACGCGAGUCGGGUUCAGCACCAGGUCUCCCCCCUCCACCUCGAUCGCCAGCGCCGCUGAGCAGCGGACGCAGCACGUGCGUGGAUCCUCUCGUCGGAGCCGCCGCCGCGCGAAUCGCGCCUUGUCCUUCUCCACACUGCGCUCAUCACCUUCCGCCCUUGCAACGCCCACUGUGUGGGCAGGGGUGGAGUACACGCUGGGCGCUGCCACGCCAUUGGGCGGACGCAUCGAUGCUCCCUCUCCGUCCCCUCUCAACAGCGGCCGUCACUGCCGCACGAGCAGUGACGGCAGCAUGACAAGGAGCAUGGAAAGCGUUCACAUCGCCAGCAGCGGCCGCUCUCGCGCUUCAGCGUCGCUCAUGCUACAGCUCCAGCCGGUUCAGCCCCGAAUCUCUUCCACGGCGCCGCAGCCGACUCUUGCCGACGAGCUGCGCUUGUUCGCUAGUCCCGUCCUCCCCACCGCCCCCAUCGAGCCGCUGGUGUCCUCCUCCUCUGCCACGGCCCCGCUGCCCCUAACCACGUUCAUCGCCUCGCCGCCGGGAAGGACGGGACCGCCUACCUCUACCAUCGUGCCGCCUUCCACGUCUUCUCUUGUGCACUCGCCUCGUCAACGACCAUCUCUCCCACCGGAGCUGCUGGCAUUGAUGCAGAUGCGCACUUCGGCAUCGUCGACAUCAGCGGCAGCGGCAGAGACACACCGCGAUCCAGGUGACGCACCGUCAUCGAUGUCAGCACAACCGGCAGAGAGCGGAGCAAUGGCCCCGCCGUGCGCCUUCGCCUCUUACAGCACGACAAUGCAGCGGCGAGGCUGCAGCGAGCGACGCGACGUCAACGUGGAGCCCGGACAGGGAAGCCCGUCCUCCCCCCACCGGCCUGGGUCCUCUCCCACCACAGUGAGAAGGGGGUUGGGGUGA